This is a messenger RNA of Micropterus dolomieu (smallmouth bass), 4544 nucleotides long. RefSeq lists its product as uncharacterized. The transcript is spliced from 13 exons. NCBI's taxonomy places the organism in Eukaryota, Metazoa, Chordata, Actinopteri, Centrarchiformes, Centrarchidae. The coding region runs from base 527 to 2845 and encodes 772 amino acids. The record is from RefSeq and is a predicted model, not a curated record.
UGAAGGCCGGGGUGGAGUUAUCGAACGCACUCUCCUCUCCGAGGAAACGGGAUGCAGGCUAGCUCCGGUAACGGUUUCAUUUACGGUUAUUAUCCACUCCCGGGACGAUGACACAAAAUAACGUUACCCACCGGACGUUAGAAUCAGCCCCAGCUAACGGAAACCGGAGACGCUGUUUGGCGGGAAGCCCGGCUGUGUGUCGGUUUGUUGUUUAGGUUAGCUGCCGCGCUAGCUCGCUACUAGCUAGCAGCCUGCUUCUGUUAACGGUUCGCUGGGAGUUAGCCUCGGAGGAGGCAGCUAACCGCGGCCCGGUUAAAGUCACGUUAAAUCUCCCCCGGGACUUUCCCCACAACGAUGGACGGAGACGCGCGGCUGUAGGAGAAACGACGCCGGGUAAACCUGCAGGAUGCGCUAGCGGAUGUAGUUAGCAUCAGGCCUGAACACCAGCACGCCUCCUUGCUUCCUUUCCUCCCUCCUUCCUCCCUCGCUACCACAGGAGCACAGACUCUCCUCUCCCGUGAUCAGGAUGGAGUCAGCCCUGAAUGCCCUGCCGCAGUUCCCGGAAAACACCUACAAGAUGACCGAGGAGGACGUGAAGAGGCUGAUCGAGUUCAGGGCGUCCAACGAGGCUCUGUUCACCGGGAAAAGAAACUCUGCCAAGAUAGCGUGGAGCACCAUCUUGAAGGGCCUCGGCCUCGAAGGGAAGCUGACCGCAGACCAGAUCGCCAAGAAGUGGGACAACCUGCGGACAAAAUACAAGGACCUGAAGCAGCCCUACCAGGGCCAGGACAACAUCGGGGGGGUCGUAGAGUCGUGGCCCUGGUUCCACAUCAUGGACGAAGCCAUGCAGGGUCGCCUCUACAACAGCAACCUGGUGCUGAGCCCGGAGACCGCCGCCGGUGCCGGUCACCGGGGGACCAGCCAGCACAACCAGAGUCAGGAGAACACCGACAUCCUGGAGUUCCUCAUCAAGACGGAGAUGGAGGACACGGUGGCAGCAGAAACCGCCGAGGAUGAUGGGACGGCUCACACGGAGGCGCCUCCUGCUGAGGGAGUCCCGAUGGGCUGGAGGAGGAUGAGCGAGUGCUCCUAUAAAAUGACCGAACCAGAAACUGAAAGAAUGAUCAAACUUCGAGCUGCGAACGAAGCUCUCUUCACCGGCAGGAAACAUUCGGCCAAACCGGCUUGGAGAGCCAUUCUUUAUGAGCUGGGCCUUCAGGGGAAGCUGACCACAGAUCAGUUAGCAAAGAAGUGGGACAACCUGAAGAGGAGAUACAAGGAGUUGAAGUUUCCUGCUCGCGGCGUGGAGACGAACCCGAGCUCCUGGCCCUGGUUUUACCGAAUGAACGACGCCAUGGAGGGACGAUUCGCCGGGGCGGCGCCCAUCCUCACGCCCAUCGUGGAGGACGAAGACGAGGAUUGUGAGCCCCUGUCGCCAACGCCCAAGAAACGAGCACGCCGGAGCCGAGGGGGAAUGGCCGAGUUCCUGACGGAGUCGGAGAUGGACCUGCUGGUUGAUAACGAAGAGAAGAACGGGUCCUCGGCUCUGGGAGAUCUGCACCGCAUGGCCGAGUUCACAUACAAAUUGACAGAGGAAGACACCAGGAGACUAAUUGAGUUACGAGCUGCGAACGAGUCUCUGUUUACUGGGAGGAGGAACACCGCCAAGCCGGCCUGGAGGGGAAUAGUGAAGGAGAUGGGUCUGACGGGGAAGAUAACACCGGACCAGGUCGCCAAGAAGUGGGACAACCUGAAGACCAAAUUCAAGGACCUGAAGUUUCCUCCUCGGGGGAUGGAGGGCCAGACUAACCCGGCCUCCUGGCCCUGGUUCCAGCUGAUGAGCGACGCUCUGGAGGGACGGCUGUCGGGAAAAGCUCCCAGAGUGACGCCCGUCUGGAGCAGCGAGGAGGACGGCGUCUUCGGCUCGUCGCCGCCUCCCGACAGAGACUGUUUGCUGGCAGAGAGGAGCAGCGUGUCGGAGCUGGAGAGCAUGGUGGGGGGGGACGCCGCCGAGGCUGAUGGGAACGUUACCUACAUCGACGCCAGUGGGGAGGAGUGUUCGACGCCCUCAGACCUGUCCUAUAAAAUGUCGGACCAGGACACCCGGAGGAUGAUUAAACUGCGAGCUUCUAACGAGUCGUUGUUCACCGGGAGGAGAAACGCUGCCAAAGCUGCGUGGAAGGCCAUCCUGAAGGAGCUCGGGCUGCAGGGGAAAGUCUCAACCUACCAGAUGGCAAAGAAGUGGGACAAUCUGAAGAGGAGAUACAAGGAUCUGAAGUACCCUCCUGUUGGGAUGGAGAGCGUAGCGGACGGCACCUCCUCCUGGCCGUGGUUUCACCUGAUGAAUGAGGCCAUGGAGGGCCGUCUGGCGAGCAGCGCCCCCCUCCUCACCCCCGUCACUCAGGAUGACGAGCAGCACCCUGACCCCGCCCCGAAACACAAGUCCCGCCCCGCCCCUCCGCCCCCCACCUCCUCAUCAGACUACGGACAGGAGCCGUUUGACGCCGCCGCCACCGCCGAGCAGAACCAGCAGAGAAGCUCGGAGGCGUGCGACGGGCCGCUGGGAGGACUGGAGCGGGAGUGGGAGAUGGUGGAGCGGGAGAGGGCGGCGAUGGAGCGGGAGAGGGAGAUGGUGGAGCGAGAGAGGGCGGCGGUGGAGAGAGAGAGGGCGGCGGUGCAGGCUGAGAGGCUGUGGCUGGAGAGGGAGAGGGCGGCGGUGGAGCGGGACCGAGCCAUGGUGGAGCAGGAGAGAGCGACGCUGGGCCGAGAGAGGGAGGUGCUGGACCAGAGAGCCUUGAUGCUGAACUCUGUAGGACACUCCGGACACCUCAACGCCCUCAUGUAGGCCGCCGCGCUCUGGGGAUGUAGACCGUCCCUCUAGAGACAUGCUGGUCUGUCGUGGUCUGGACCUUCAGGAGGGAACCACGCUGACAGACGGGCCACAGAGGAGACCCGGUGAACCCGCUGAGGUCAAAGCCACGUUUUGGAUGUAGAGACGUGGCUGUAGGUCUUCCACACAGAGCCGGGGGGGGGGGCGGGGGACGGGUCCCGGAGAGCACCCGGCGACGUAGACCAGUUUAGCAGGAGGGCUGCACAAUCAGGAUCACAUGAUCUCAAUCAGGAUAUUUAAUGUGUGAUUUGGAUUUUUUAAGUGUUACUGGAAGAUAUUUGAAGUUUUAAAAGAUCCAAUAAAUCGUUUUUUGUUUUUUUUUUAUCAGAAAUGAUUAAUACAGAUUCUUUAGUUUGUUUGUUUUUACGACACAGAGACGUUUCAGCUCGUCACUGACACCGAUAUAUUUUGGAGGUCUAGCUCUGGUCUCCUGUUACUAGUUACUCACCUGUAGAAUCUGUCGAUUACUGAGGCGGCGUAAAGCGUCCGAUACGCUCCAACAGAAGCUCAUCAGGCGGUCGAACUGCGUCUGAAUGCCGCCCGCACCUUUCAGACGCCAGAGUCCACCUCCAGAAAUGUGAAACGUGGCGGUCUCUGAGUUGAUGGGUGGCUCCUUGGCGGAUGGUACCUCCACCCAAGUAGUCACCGGCGAGAGACGAGUAAUGUUUAGAUCCUGUUUGAAUUGUGACCUGAAUCACACACACGUGAUGUUUGUCAGUUUAAAAGAUCAGAAGUUUGUCGUAAAACUAAAAAGUAAAGUAUCAGUGAAACCUCAGAAGAAACUGUGAUCUUGUGUCGAUGAAACACCUUUUUAUGUUUCUAUGAAACCACACAAAAAUGUCACACUUGAAACUAACGGGGGAAACGGUGUUCAGAUUUCAGGUUGCAUUCGAACGCCUCUAAACGUUUGUUCCAAAUGAGGGCGCCUUAACGCCGCUGCUCAGAGAGCGUGUUGUCUGGUUUAUAUGUGAUAACACGUGGACGCUCUCUGAAGAGGAGACAAACGAUAGAACCUGCAGUAACUCUCUCUGCCAACAAGGUGGACCGAUUAUUAUAUCGCUCAACAGGAAUCAAGUCAUUCCCACUUUCUAACCUUUCUAUUUGGCGUCCUGCUGUGUCGACAUCAUUAAUAUGCUGCGGCCAGUUUGAUUUGAAAUCACUGCAUGUAGUACUUCAAGUAUUUGUAUAUUACGACAUCGAGCUGAAGGCAGUUUACUCUUUCUGAUCCUGCCUCUUCUCUUUUCCCCCACUUUACGUUAAUGCAUCAAACUGAUUCCAUCGCUCUUCAGUGUGUAAAGUAACACGAGGAUGAAACCAAACAUCACUUCUUCACCAAAACUCCAAAUAGAUAUUUAACACGUUGAGACGCCACAAACCACUGAGCGUAAAAAAAACAAAGCAAAAUCCUGAUUAAUGAUUGUGCAGCUCUACCUGUUUAGACCUCCGGGGGUGGAGACUGACCUCCGGGGAUGGAGACUGACCUCCGGGGAUGGAGACUGACCUCCGGGGAUGGAGACUGACCUCCGGGGUUGGAGACUGACCUCCGGGGAUGGAGACUGACCUCCGGGGUUGGAGGCCACUUUGCACUGAUGUAGAAAGUCAAACAUAAGCAGUUUGUAUUGGACCUGAAUCUGCAUUAAAAUCCUCUUGUUCA